Molecule: messenger RNA, 2787 nt
Organism: Pseudomassariella vexata
Lineage: Eukaryota; Fungi; Ascomycota; Sordariomycetes; Amphisphaeriales; Pseudomassariaceae
Product: eukaryotic membrane protein family-domain-containing protein
Exons: 3
Coding region: 1-2787 (928 amino acids)
Biological process (GO): maintenance of protein localization in endoplasmic reticulum
Cellular component (GO): endoplasmic reticulum membrane
Source: RefSeq, a predicted model, not a curated record
AUGAACAGCACCGACGGGUCAGUGUCCUCGGUCAUGGAAGAACCGCCGCCCGCGUCAUCCAAGGAUUCGACCCAAACCGAGACGACAACGACGAAGACGAGACCGCGCACAGAGUCCACUGCGAAGAAGGAAGCUGCUGAAAUCGUCCGCAAGCUCUCUGCAUCACAAAUUCAAGCAUUGGCUGCUUCGCCCGAAUCGCUGCCUGUUGCGGUGAUGCCCCCCCAACAGCGGAAGCCGAACGGGAGCGAAUACCCCAUGUCUGCUAGUAUCGCCGAGUCUGCGUCGCGGCCUUUGAUGGCCGGACAACUGCAAAAUGAGAUACAGGGCCAUGCACAGGAUCAAACACCUACAUCAGCGGCAGAAAAUCAUUCUGAUCCGCUGCGUCCCCAUCAGCCUAAUACUGCGCCGCUUCGAAGCGCAGCUGACUUCCGACGACGUCCAGCGUCCUCGCGGACGCUCUCUACACCUCCUAUCAACCGGAAGACUUCUAGCACCACUUUGGGCCUCAUAGCACCAGUGUCGACUCGUCGCAACUCGUAUAACCCUGGACCACGACCUCCUCCAUUGAACCUCAGUGGCUCGAGCAAUCUUCCGUCGGUUCCUCAACGGGCGCCCAUGCCUCCCAAGGCUGAAGAUGCCCAAGAUGCCGAGCACAUCGAGUCUUCACCUGCUCCCAUACAACAUUCCAUACCUCUCCCACCCAUGUCUUUGCACACGCACCUUCAGCUCGAACUAGCUGGUGUACGGCCCAGUCCACUGUACAUCUACCGUCAUAAGUCGGCCGAUGCGCCCUACGAGUCAAGCGCAGUCAAGUUUGAACGCCUGCUGAAUGCCCUGAUCAUGCCCUACUAUUUGGAAUCAACUCUGACCUUUGGCGCCCUAGCAUGCCUAGACGCAUUUCUCUACACGUUUUCUCUCCUGCCCAUGCGGUUUUGCAUUGCCAUCGGCGUCCUCGUCAAAUGGUGGGCAUACAUCGUCUGGAAGGAGAUGAAAUGGGUUGUAGGCUAUGUUUGGCAGGGCAUUUGGCGGCUCUGGAAGAGAGGUCGCCGUGGGAGAAGCAUAUCGCGCGACGCCCAAAGCAGGACCGACGGUAGCCAAGCCCCAAGCGAGGUGGACAGAAGCCGCAGUCGACCAACGGAAAAUGGACAUGCAUCACCAGACGCAACGGCUGGCCCCAUGGCGGAAAACACCCCGCGACACAAUGCCAACGGAGCUCUACAUCCACCCAAGCAUGCCAUAGCUAGAAAUACACGCACCGGAUACCGGCAUCGCAGAACAAAGUCGAUACCCUCGAACCUCACGUCUUACCACAAGGCAGAUCUGCUGCAAGGCGCUGUCAUCAUCUGUAGUUCUCUGGCAUUGAUGAACGUUGAUGCUAGUCGCAUGUACCAUUUCAUCCGCGCCCAGUCAGCCAUGAAGCUUUACGUCAUCUACAACCUUCUCGAGGUUGGUGACCGCCUUCUCGCGGCUAUCGGUCAGGAUAUUCUCGAAUGCCUCUUCAGCUCCGAGACGUUGUCAAGGAAUAGCUUUGGCCGCUCCAAGAUUAUUUUGCCAUUCGGGAUGUUCAUCCUGUCCCUGAUCUACAACGUUAUCCAUGCUAUAUGCCUCUUCUACCAAGUCAUCACCUUGAAUGUGGCUGUCAACUCGUACUCCAACGCGUUGCUUACCCUAAUAAUGUCGAACCAGUUUGUCGAGAUCAAGGGCAGCGUUUUCAAGAAGAUCGAAAAGGAGAACCUCUUCCAGCUCACCUGCGCUGACGUUGUCGAACGCUUCCAACUCUGGGUUAUGCUGUUGAUCAUCGCCAUGCGGAAUAUCGUCGAAGUCGGCGGCAUUUCCGUGCCGGGUGCGGGUAGCGAGGCUGAUGGCAGUGCUUUGGGCUCUGGGCCGCUUCACACCGCAUCUAUCCUGCCCGCGAGCUUUACCAUCAUCCCGUCCUGGCUGAUGUCGGGCGAGGUACUGUCACCGUUCUUGAUUGUCAUCGGCAGUGAAAUGCUAGUCGAUUGGAUCAAGCAUGCCUACAUCAACAAAUUCAACAGCGUGAAGCCUAGGCUCUACCAUAGAAUGCUUGACAUUUUCUGCAAAGACUACUAUACCAACGCAUUCGGCGCUCCCGCCCUUACAAGGCGCAUCGGGCUCCCACUUCUUCCACUCUCGUGCCUCUUCAUCCGUGCCUCGGUGCAAAUUUACCACAUGUUCCUAGCCACGCGUUUACCACCGCCACUAUCACCUACGGCAACCACCGAGCUGUCUCUGGAAUCAUCAACCCCAUCCUCUCCUGCCAUGAUUGCAGCUUUAGACCGCCUCGACUCGCUCAUCCGUAAUGCUCUCGGACGAGCUGUUUACGGGUACCCCUACGCCAACCCACAUGUUCGCCCGUUCUGGGCUUUUACUAGUGACGACGCAAUUGCCAUGGUUACCAUGAUUAUUGUGUUUUUCUUGGCUUGGGUUGUUCUAUUGCUCUUGAAGCUAGUGCUUGGUAUGGCCUUGCUCAAGUAUGCGAGGGAGAACUACGCUACUGUAAGGAUGCAGGAGCUGAACAUCAAUCACAAGCACCCAGAUAAGAAAGAAAACUCUUAUUACCAACCUGGCAAACGGAUUGGUGGGUGGGGGCAUGUUGAGGUUGGCGACGAGAGGAGGCGUAUGAUUUAUGCAGACGAUCCUGAGGGGCUGAAGAGGAUGCGGGAACGGGAACGCAAGGGCGAGGAGGCGUCCAAGAAGAUGGUGCCUGGCGAAGAUGGACUCGAGAAAGUCAGCAGGUAUGAGAUGAUUGCUAAACGGAUAUGGUAG